Rhizophagus irregularis DAOM 181602=DAOM 197198 is the source of this 227-nucleotide messenger RNA. The record is from RefSeq and is a predicted model, not a curated record. Lineage: Eukaryota; Fungi; Glomeromycota; Glomeromycetes; Glomerales; Glomeraceae.
AUGUUAUACAAUGAAGAUUUGAAUGAUUGUGUGAUUAAAGAUUUGAGGUCAUUAGAUGAGAAUACUAGUAAAAAGUUGAAUGAAAUUCUUGAAAGUGAAAAUUCACAAGCUAAUUUGAAUGAUUAUAUAAUUAAGAAUUUGGGGUCAUUAGAUAUUAAAACAGAUGAAAAUUAACUAAUCAUUGUUUUUAAAAAAUUUAUAGUUUUUUUUAAGUAAUAUUUGAUAUU